Capsella rubella is the source of this 1584-nucleotide messenger RNA. RefSeq names its product probable folate-biopterin transporter 7. Bases 63 to 1391 code for a protein of 442 amino acids. The transcript is spliced from 2 exons. The record is from RefSeq and is a predicted model, not a curated record. NCBI's taxonomy places the organism in Eukaryota, Viridiplantae, Streptophyta, Magnoliopsida, Brassicales, Brassicaceae.
CGAAUGUCGACUCUUCGAGAUCUUUCCAAAAUAUCUUCGACACAAAAAAAAAAUUAAAAAAAAUGGAGACAAUGAGCAGCGAUCAUCAUGUCGGAGAAUCCCAUGGUCGCAGUAACCCGAUCCGGUGGUUACUAGGUUUUGGUUUCUUCGUACAAGGAUUCAGAGGUUUCGCAUGGCUUGGAGCUAAUUUCUUCCUCACAGAUGAGCUUCGUGUGAAUCCUUCAGUACUACAACUUCUCCAGAACUCAGCCAAUCUUCCUAUGGUAGCUAAACCUAUCUACGGCGUCGUUUCAGACGCAGUCUACUUCUUUGGUCAACAUCGAAUCCCAUACAUCGCUAUAGGAGCCUUGUUACAAGCAAUCUCAUGGUUAGCUAUAGCUUUCUUGUCAAGAUCCAAUGUAUCAAUCUUAGCUUUGUCGGUGUAUCUUCUCCUUAGUAAUCUCGGUGCUUCGUUAGUAGAAGUAGCAAAUGAUGCUAUUGUUGCUGAGGCCGGAAAGCGAAAAAGCUCGGGGGCGGAAUCCGGUGAGCUACCUUCGUUUGUUUGGAUGGCUUCUUCUCUUGGUGGAAUCUUGGGAAACCUUUUAGGUGGUAUUGCUAUCAAAAUGUUUUCCGCGCAGUCAACGUUCCUCGUGUUUGGGAUUUUGGCUCUUCUUCAGUUCUUGGUAACUAUAAAUAUCCGAGAAAGGUCUCUUGAUCUUCCGGUAAAUUCAUCACCAGCUGGUAUCAGGAAACAUAUCUCUGACCUUUCGCACGUGUUGAGGAAGCCGGAGAUUUCUUAUUCUAUAGCUUGGAUUGCCUUAUCAACUGCUGUAGUUCCUGUUCUGACCGGGACUAUGUUCUUUUACCAAACUAAGUUUUUGAAAAUCGAUGCAUCGCUUCUAGGGAUCUCCAAGGUGUUUGGUCAAAUCGCAAUGCUCUUAUGGGGUGUUGCAUACAAUCGUUGGCUAAAAUCUAUCCGGCCUAGGAAACUAAUCACAGCCAUUCAGGUAACAAUAGCUUUCUUUGUCAUAUCUGAUCUCUUGUUCGUGGAAGGCGUAUACCGAGACUUGGGAGUGCCGGACUCUGUAUAUGUACUAUUCUUUUCUGGAUUCUUGGAAACGCUUUUUUACUUCAAGAUUCUGCCUUUUACCGUCUUGAUGGCCCAACUCUGUCCUCCUGGAUGUGAAGGGUCUCUCAUGGCAUUUGUCAUGUCAGCCAUUGCACUCGCAUUCAUAGUUAGCGGAUAUCUUGGAAUCGUUCUUGCAUCAUUUGUUGGUGUAACAGCGGAUAAUUUCUCGGGGUUUACUCGUGGACUCGCUAUAGAAGCGUUCUGCGUUGGGAUCCCGUUGAUCUUAACUUCGUGGAUAUAUGAUGAAGCAGAAACAAAAGAUAAAAGUAAAAAGAAAGAGUGAGUUUGUUCAGGUCAAAGUGUACUUUUGUAUAUCUGUGUGAGAUUCUUGUGGUUUAAGGUUUCAUAGUCUACAUGGUUCAACCGUCGACUGUAUAGAUCUUUCUUUCAUUUUGCUUCACACCGACUAAAAUCUUUCGAUGACAGAAACAUAUCUAUGACUUUGGCUGGUGUAGUAGUUAGUGAUUACUUGUUUU